Molecule: messenger RNA, 394 nt
Organism: Psylliodes chrysocephalus
Lineage: Eukaryota; Metazoa; Arthropoda; Insecta; Coleoptera; Chrysomelidae
Source: the annotation of a GenBank genome assembly
AUGCCUAAAGAAGCGUACAACAUUUCCUAUUGCGAUCCGUGCUAUCCCCAAUUCUGUUGCGUCCCGGUCACGGUGUGUCCCAACGUCGAAAAGCGAUGUCCCAUAAGGCCAGUUCGAGUCCCCGUAGUCCCGGAAUCGGCCUGCCUGACCCCGUUGAUGAUCCCGUGGCCUUGUUGCCAGCCUUGCCCCGCUGGAUACCUACAAUCACCGCCUCCAAGGCCAUUUUUACCGUGUACUAAUUGUGUGACCGUUACGCAACCCUGUCCACCUUGUGCUACUUGUGAUCCGUGUUGUAUCCCGUUCCCGACUUGCGGACCCUGUCCCCCUUGUUCCCCGUGCUCCCCAAGCCCGUGUCCCGCACCUCCUUGUGCUAUUUAAAAUGACUGAAUAAAAG